UUUCCUGUGACAUAUUUUCCGUUGCCGUUUUCCUCCACGCCAUAUUUUCCGAGUACCCUUUGGUUUAUAUCUUGACAGUUAUGUUCCCUGGUCUUAAAGGAAAACUUAUUUAUUCAUCUCCGGUAUAACUGUAAAGAGGCAUCGGAUAUUACUUUUUAAAUGGAAAAAAAGAGAUUAUGAAUGGCGAAAGUUACGAGUCGAUAAUAAUGAAGGGAAAAUAAUAACACUCUUCAAAAAUUAUAAAAACCAUCCACAAACAUGCAGGAAAGAACUAGUGAAAAUUGCUGAACACUAAACCCACAUUUGUAUAUAUCCACCAAGGUUGUACAGUAGCUCAAGCUGACUCUCAGUAAUAAUUGCCACCAAGCACUCAUUGUCGACCAAGAUAAAGAAGAUUAUUAACAUUUUAAAGCUAUGAAAUAAUUAUAGAUUGACUUGUAUGAAUACGUAACUGGACAGGUGUCAAGAUGAAUGAACGUGAAGAGAAGCCUUCCUCCUCCACCAAGAAGACUGGCUUGGUGUCCUUCCUCACUGGUAAACCCAUUGAGAUUCCUGAAGAACAUCUGGUGUGUUUUAUACUUCAUGAUAGUUUGGAAAAUGCAGGUUUGUAGGAGAAUUUGAAAAGCUCAAUCGAGUUGGAGAAGGCACCUAUGGCGUUGUGUAUCGUGCUCGAGACACUAAAACCAAUGAAGUCGUGGCCCUCAAAAAGAUGCGCAUGGAGAAGGAGAAGGAUGGGAUGCCAAUAUCUGGGCUACGGGAAAUUAUGUUGCUGCAGUCGUGUAAUCACCCGAAUAUUGUCUGUCUAAAGGAGGUUGUUGUUGGGCGUAGUUUGGAGAGCAUCUUCUUGGUGAUGGAGUAUUGUGAACAGGACUUAGCAAGCUUGCUGGACAACAUGCAGAUACCGUUCAUGGAAACUCAGGUCAAAUGUAUAAUGAUACAGGUAUUCAAAGGCCUUGCAUAUCUACAUUUAAAAGAGAUUGUUCAUCGAGAUGUGAAGGUGUCCAAUCUUCUCCUAACAAACAUGGGGACAAUAAAGAUAGCUGACUUUGGAUUGGCUCGUGAACUGGGCUAUCCAAUGUCUCCAAUGACUCCACAGGUGGUAACACUAUGGUACAGAGCACCUGAACUGCUUUUUCAGGCUAAGACACAAACAACAGGUGUUGACAUGUGGGCUGCUGGCUGUAUCCUUGGGGAACUCCUGCUUCACAAGCCACUACUUCCAGGAAAGUCAGAAAUUGAGCAAAUUAACCUCAUCAUCAAUCUUCUGGGUACGCCAAAUGACACCAUCUGGCCUGAAUUCUCACAGCUGCCAGCUAUUGAGAACUUUACACUGAAAUCCCAACCAUACAACAAUCUGAAGACAAAAUUUCCUGUAUUAUCACCCUCUGGGCAACGUCUGUUAAACUUUCUUUUCAUGUAUGACCCCAAGAGGAGGGCUACAGCGGAGGAGUGUCUAAAAAGCUUAUAUUUUAAGGAAAAUCCUCUGCCAUGUGAUCCAAGGAUGAUGCCAACGUUCCCACAGCAUCGUAACCUAAAGCAGCCAUUGGGAAUGCAACAAUCAGCGACAUCUGCUAUAACCCAAGUGCUUGCAGGACAGCCAGUCAAUUUGUACCCACAAGAACGGCAACCACCAGAGCCUGUACCUAGUACUAAACUUGGCAUCAGUGAACUUUUGAACUCAAUCCAAAGAAGAUAACAACAAUUAGUCCUCAAAAAUAAAGAAUUGUGUAUCAUUUAUUUCUUGUCAACUCAAAUCUUUUUAAGGGACAAAAAGGCUGAUGAUGAAUUACCAUAUCUUACAUAAUUUGGUAACAUACCAUUCUGCAGGUCAUUGGUGAAGUGAUUUGAGGUUUGGGCUUUUCAUAUCCAUAUUGGAAAUGUAAUUAUUAUAAUUCCUUACGAUGGA
Homarus americanus (American lobster) is the source of this 1906-nucleotide messenger RNA. RefSeq names its product cyclin-dependent kinase 10-like (gene Cdc10). Gene Ontology annotation, biological process: protein phosphorylation; regulation of mitotic cell cycle. The transcript is spliced from 9 exons. Gene Ontology annotation, cellular component: nucleus. Bases 710 to 1696 code for a protein of 328 amino acids. Gene Ontology annotation, molecular function: cyclin-dependent protein serine/threonine kinase activity; ATP binding. NCBI's taxonomy places the organism in Eukaryota, Metazoa, Arthropoda, Malacostraca, Decapoda, Nephropidae. The record is from RefSeq and is a predicted model, not a curated record.